Molecule: messenger RNA, 1932 nt
Organism: Mesorhabditis belari
Lineage: Eukaryota; Metazoa; Nematoda; Chromadorea; Rhabditida; Rhabditidae
Source: the annotation of a GenBank genome assembly
AUGGGAUUCGGUCAAAUCUCGGUUCAAUAUUUGAAGAGUUCCGGCGACGAUUGGAUAGAUAGCGACAUCAACACGACACUUUCCAAUGUGCAAGAGGUUAAGCUUCAAUGUCACAUUAUGUCCAAAUGGGAGAAAUACAAGAAAUGUUUCGUGAAGAUUCAUUUUGUUCGUUCUUUCCACAAUCGAUUCGACGAUCCAUCACCGUCGGAUAAUGGGCGGGAAUUUGCCAACAAAAUGGUCAAAGAAUUAGUGAAUCGUUGGUCAGGGUGUCAAAUUGUGCACGGGCGACCACGACACUCGCAAUCACAAGGAUCCGUUGAAAGAGCAAAUCAAGACGUCGAGAGAAUCCUUUGCACUCAACUACAAAAUCCAACUUUUUUUCCGGACACAAGUGACGAAGCGGACGAGGAGUUCGAGAAGGCAAUGGAGUUAGAAAAGCGAGAGGAAAAUAUUCUGCAACACCGAGAGGGAGCCCUACAAUGCCAAAAAAUGCAGGCCUCAAAGAUGCUGGAAGCUUCAAAAAAUAGAUAUGAUUUGGACCAGUUGAAGUGGGAAGAACAGUCCGACUGCCGAUUGAUUCUGUCGAUCAUUGGCACUAAAAACGGAAUUCUUCAACAAAAGUUAACAAGGAAUCAAUUCGAACCGGCCAAUAAUAAUUUCAUCACCGCUGAAGAAGUGCCACAUGUUGAGACGUCGUUUCGAGCCGCUGUUGGAGCCGAGUCCUUGACUGGAUCGCAAGUUAAUUUGGAUAAAUGGAAGAGUAUUCAAGUGAACGGUUGUGUCGAUUGUGAUUUCCUUGUCGAUUUCUCUUUUCGCGUGUGCAACGAGGUGCCGAAUGGACAAGAAGGACACUACACCGAUUUGAACAUUGUCAUCUGCAAAGAUCCAUAUCCAUUCACAAUCAACGGAAAACCACCAUUGAAUCCCCAUUGUGAAUGGCGAGCUUUAAUUCUUGAUCCGAUGGGCUUCAACACCACUUGGGAUGAUCUCUAUUCUUGCUCAUAUCGUCUAAACGGAGAGAAACGUCUCAUCGUGAGAGCUGUCUCGCAAAAAGUCUCUCAAAAUGGUUUCGCCUUCUCAUUUCGUGUUCGGCAAUGGGUUAAUGAGUCGAUCCCAAUGUUCGUUCUACCGGAUGAGAGCCGUUGCAUCAACUCAUCCCCAUACGAAAUCAACGGUGAACGUCCAGAAAUCAAAGAUUGGGAGAUUCGGUACACCUCUCGACGUGUAUAUUUUCUGCUACAGGCUCGUCUCAUCAAAGAAAGUCGCGUCUAUUUGGGUUCGGAUGCCGAUCUUUCGGCCACUUUCUAUGGGGGCUACUCAUUUCGAGUGCCCAACACAACGCUCGAUGAGACGAAUUUCUUCUUCUUGCCCGUCAACGAUUUGCUUCACAUGCGUGAAUUCGGCUUUCGAUUCGCCGAGUCGCCACGCGGAACGUGGUUUUUGAUGGUUUUAGAAUUCGACAAAGUCCUGCAACUGAGAAAAUUUCGCGGAGAUCACGGGAAUCGCUCGUGCGAGUAUCAAAUAGUCAACGGGCCACCCAGUAACUUCCUUGGCCAUCCCGAGCUUCUAUUGAACACGUAUCGUGAUACCGAUGUCUUUCAAGAGCAAUCUCUCACAUCUCCAUCCUACAGUAUCUACAUACCACCUGGAUGUGCUCCAAGUAUCGCUUUCAGCACAUAUUCCAUGGGCACCGACCCGCCGCUGACUUCUUCCGGCGACGAUUGGAUAGAUAGCGACGUCAACACGACACUUUUCAAUGUGCAAGAGGUUAAGCUUCAAUGUCACAUUAUGUCCAAAUGGGAGAAAUACAAGAGAUGCUUCGUGAAGAUUCAUUUUGUUCGUUCUUUCCACAAUCGAUUCGACGAUCCAUCACCGAAAUGUCCUUCACAAACUCUCUACAAGCCAACUCCUUGUGGUCAUACAUCGAGAAAA